GCUCUUCCAAUGGCGGAUUGGAACCCGCGAUUUUCAACUUUUUGUUAAGGCGCGUCGCAGCAUAAAAAAAAGAGAGACCAACAAAAACCACAAUUCUUUUUUUUUUUUUUCCUUCGCUUCACCACUUCUCCUCACAUGCAUCCCAUGCACAUUCAACUGCGCGUUGCCUGCUGAUAGCUGCAGCAAUGGCAGAACCAUUGUCCGACAACAUUUAUCUGCCUCCAUUGGAGCCUUGUCUAAAGGGAGAGACCGUCAUAUUAUCGUGGAAGCUCGUAGCUUCGGCAUUGACAGACCCUUCCGGCCAUCGACAGGAUAGUCCUGCUCUCAUCGACUAUCUCACCGACCCUCUCGUCCAAUCUUUCUUCACUAAACCUGGCUCUGCCUUCGAUCCGCCGACUGAUAAGAGCCCUCACCGUGCCAACUUCGAAAAGAAGACUGCUGCUAUUCAAGUAACUCCCGCCCCGAAUGACAAGUAUGAUAUCGGCGUCAUUAAGGAAGAUGCUCUUUGGCUGAGCAAGAACGCUCGUAUAAAUGAGAUUGCUGCUCUUCGAGCUGUCGUUAUUGAAUUCCAGUCGCGAUCACGGAGUCAACUGUUAGGCCCCCUCUCCAACCAAGAUGUUGCGAACUUGCGGGAAGCUGCCGGUGCUGCGAAUACGCAAACCACCAAUAUACUUCCUGGUUUAAAUAUCACGAGCACCCUCGACGCUGCCGAAAUACAGGUGAAUUUCGAGAAGAAUGAGAACAGGAGGUUGCGCAUAUUCCAGACCUACCUUGACGAAAGCCGCUAUUAUGCUGCUACGAACGACUACAUAUUCACGUUGAUGCUACAGGAAACCUUGCCUGCUUCGCCAGUAAGCGAUGCGUCGAGGACGAUUCGGAAGUCAUACCUUGAAGCAUAUGGCAUGUCUCCCAAACAACCUCAAAAAUCACCAAAUGAUACUCCUACGAAAACCUUCCAUGCUCUCGCGACCCAAUACUUGAACUUACUCCCGGAUUCUAUCUCCCGCUCCCAGGCUCCCAUUGACUCAGUGGUAGAGGAUAAAAGUUUGUUGACUGAAGAGAACAAUGAGCGAUGGAUCCAGACGUGGCUUACCGAGGCGCUUCACCGAAUGGUCAUAGUAUACCAGCUACUUGACUUAUCAAGCGAUGUUUUCGUUUCUACUCAACUGGCCCAACAAUGGUUCUCCUUGGUCAACAUAUUCGGCUUUCUGGAACAGCUUCAAGGGUUCCCAGUAAGCGUAGCUGAUCUAGCGGCUCCAUUGCAAUGUCUUGUUUGCGUAAUCUCCUUGUCUGUUCUUAACCUGCCUAGAAUGAUGGCAUUUUUUGAAGGAGAAAUAGAUUUAAACACUGAUGACGAGUAUCUCGCAUCGUCUAGCGUCCUUGAACACAUUCAUGAUGCUCUCGAGAAUGCAAUUGACCAGGGUUCAACUUAUGCAGUGCCGGUUUUGUUCGCCUGGGUCCCUGUCGUCCAUGCUAUGUUCUCGUCGUACCAAGAACGUGCGGAGAGGCGGGAUGCAAUUCAGAAUGAGAAGGCUGUCGAAAACUAUGAUUCGGCUACCCAGAUGGUCCCAACUUCAGGCAGGAGAAACUCAGCAGGGAGUAUCACUACCAUUGACAAGCGGAGAUACGACGACUUCCUUAUAAACAAGAACUUGGACCGCGAUUUUAGACGGGUCCAGCUGCUUGCGGUAGUGGUUACGGAUAAGGCGCGUGUCUACGAUAUCAUCGCUGCGAUGUCGUCAUGUCUUGGAACGUCUGAUCGCGCCAUAUUCCCUGCUGCGAUAGGUUCACGUAUGAGAGUUGUCUUUUUAGACUUACUUAAAGUCACGUACCCUUUCGUGGGAUACAAAUCGGAGCCCGUCUACGCCCUACUAGCGGUACUAUCCGGUGGUCAAGGUUAUUGGGAUCUUUCACAACCUAAUAAUACACGGGCGGAACAAGAUGUCCUCAGCUUGGCUUUAAAUGAUGAGGCCAUUGUCGAAAGCUACUUUCACCAAGCGCUAAAUCGCUUUCCAUACGAGUUCAUCCCGUUUCUCACUUUGUGCCGAAGUCUAUACUGUUCACAACAUCUCACUGAAGAGAGCAACCAUGAGCUCAUCCUCCGAUUACUACAAAGAACACCCACCCUUACGUUUACUCUCCCAGACCAUUUCAACGACUAUCAACUUGCCUACGAAGAAGAUAACUCUAAUAGUUUUCAAUUUAUGGAGGAUUUUCCCCUUCUUUCCGCGUUGCCAAACUGGAAGCGAGCAACGGCAGAAGAGGAACCCUUCAUAAUACCAGCAGGCACUUAUGGAAGGUUUAUUGUAGACGAUGGGAGAAUCGUAAGAGUGGAAUACGAACACUCUGCCCUGGCACUACUUGGGAAGAGGUUAGAUGCUAAUCUUGUUGCAAACAAAUAUCAUAUGGAACUCGGAGAACUCAGCACAGAGGAAACGGCGGAAGCAAUCGCACUACUUGCAACGAUUAUACGCAUGGAGUGUAUUAGGACUGAAAACUCAGACCAGAACCCUGCUGAACUCUCGGAAAAUGCGUUGGCUAUCGUGGGCGAGGCUAGCCGAGCAUUAUCACGGACUAAGGAUAUCAUUUCAGUCGUAUGUGAUACACUGGACGUCCUUCUAGAUGGAGACCCAGAUGUUCAAGGAUUGACUGCUCUAGCGGCAUGCUUGCAAUUCCUCCAUGCCGUCCUGCCGAUAUGUCCAGGCAGAGUUUGGUCGUAUAUGUCUCGAUGUACUAUUCUCAGCAACCAGGGUCAAGGUGGUCGACUGGCCAAGUUAGUUGGGAAUCUGGAUUUAUCCGACGUUCGGUUCGAAGUCCUGAUGUCUGCCGUACGCCUCUUCUCCAGCCUCAUCGAUAGUGCGAUGAACAGCUCAGUGCGGCGGAAAACGAGCAUGAAGACCAACCCCCGGCAGAAACAGAGCUACGACAUCUGGCUGGGAGUGUCGGACAAAAUAGUUACACAGAUUUCUUCAUCUAUCGUACGGGCGGCGAUGGAUAUUCUGGAAAGCUCUUCUACGUGGAGGUUCUCGUCGGAUUUAGACCGCAUGAUCCUUGUACGUGAUGUAGUACCAGUCAUGGACAAAAUCAUCUUCUAUACAUUUAGCAUUGAUGAUAUAAACGCAAAAUCGUUUUUAUUGUCCGCCCUAGCGCCGGCUGCGAAAUACGUUAUUGACAGCUUUUUAGCACCGUCAGUUGGAAGUCUCCGUAUUCAGCCCCUUCUCGUGACGUUGGUGGCUGCAACGCAACCGUUCGGUUCUACUAUUUAUGCCAACAGGACCAAUGCUUUCCGGGCCCAGACCGAAGCUGUGCUUGGAUUAGCGAGAAGUUUAGUGAGAAUAGCAAACUACUCAGAGCAACCUUCGACAACUGUUGAGCACCGGCUAUUCAAAGCGACGCCCUUUGUUGCUCGUGUCUGUGCCUGCCACGAUGCCUUCAGGGGGCCAGCCAUUGAGUUAUUGGAAGCAUUGGUGAUCAGCGCCGGCAAAAGCACCGGAGAGCCCCCUUCUCUGCUCGGGUACCUUGGUCCGCAAACAUCCCGUUCAUUCCUUCAACUUUUGUCGACGUUGGAUAGACCGUUUAACCAGGCUGACGAAGUUAACUCGAUAUGGCGCUUUUUUUCUACCAUUGUCAGAAAUAGACAGCAGUGGAUGGCAAAUUGUCUCCUCACGGGUAAGACUCCUCGUGAUGCUAAAAAUAGUAAUAGUAAAGCAACGGAAACAUCAUCGAGUUCUGUCCUCGCUUCUGCCCUAGAGAGGCUCGCGUCGAUAUCUAAGAUUGAGGAGUCUGAGGCCCUCUCAAUCCUAGAUUUCAUCACAUCCGCCCAAAACUUUUGGCCAUGGACCAUUUUCACGCUACAGAAAAAUGCCAGCUUCUUGAGUGAACUCCGAAAUUUUGUUCGCAACCUUGCUUCGUCUACCAUAACAUCUAAAACGAAUGUGCUAAAAGCCUGCAACGAGGCUCGUAUCGCUGCAUACAUUGCCGAAAUAUUUGCCAUGCAACUGUUCCACCUGCGGCAGACCGGACAAGCGAAUGCAUUCGCCAAUGAGUUGACUCGUGAUCUGGACUAUUAUUUGCGAGACGGUGUGGCAGUCUCCGGCUACAAUAGGGGUCUCCAUGUCAAUUUUGCCCGAAACUUCAGCAAUCAAUAUUCUGCAUGUACACUCGACAAUUUCAAACGGACCCUACUUGAACCUCGAGCCUUGGGUGUUGGGUUUUAUUACGCCAUAGGAUUUGCUGAUAAGAUGCUUGGAUUCGAUGCGGGUUGGGUCGGUCCUCGAAAUAAUGGAUUCAGAAGUGAGAUGGAGAAGGCAAAUGCCAACCUAUCAUUGGUUGACGCUCAAAUCUGUCUCUAUCAUGCUUGGGAAUUCCUACUCCUAGAAUUAAGCACUUGCUUACCGAGUAAUGAUACUCUGAAGAAGCAUUCCUUGCAGGUCGCCCAGCAAUGUUUAGAAGCCAACGAGGAGACUCAGAGCCACGAUCAGGUCUUUGAACGGCUUGCUGAAUCGCGAGUGAACCUAGCACUCAUGCUAGUGCAGAGGGUUGUCGAUAGCGCCCCAUCCCCCGGCGAUAUUACCCAGCUCCUAACGGCAUUAUGGGGGACAGUUAGUAGUGUUCAGGAACCCUACGCACCUGAAAACAUCUCGCUAUAUCGGACUCUUCUUAAGCUUUUAUACGUAACGUUACGAGCCCAGGUCCGAUCGUUGGCGAGUACACAGUCCGACAAACAUGGAGGUGGCCUUGCUGCCGCUACAGUAGCUCAGACCAUUUUGAGCAUACUUGAUAUUACCGUCGCCAAAGGGUUCCGAACACUAGUUUCGUUAGUCCACGACUCUCAACCCUCUAUUUCGCCCAACGAUAUUGCGCUACUCAAUGCCAUACUACAAGCGUGCCUCUGUGUUCCCGGGAUGGAUCAAAACCAGACACAGAUUCUUAACAUCCUAGCUGCUCACGAUGCUGUGCAGGCUGCCGUAUCGUUAUACUCUUGGGCAGACAAGCUAGCCGACCAGGGCGACCCUGUGUAUGGCGAAUUAUCACUUCUUUUCCUACUAGAGUUAUCGACGUUGCCAUUGGUAGCAGAACAGUUAGCUUGCGAUGGUCUACUGAACCAUAUCACGUCGGCCAACCUAGCUACAUACCUUCGGCGAUCAAACGUCAAGCCUUUCGCAGACUCGGUUGGGUUACAACGUUGUUACAGCAUAUGGGCUAAGGGCAUCGUUCCGCUACUCCUCAACAUAUUGACGGCACUGGGUACUACGAUAGCUCCGGAGGUCGCAUACGUGUUGAACCAAUUCCCAAAUUUGAUGCAGUCAAGCGUUGACCGUUUCGAGCCUCCUAAUGAUAGCCGAAGACGAGAUCGCAAUGACCGGGAUUACAUCACACUUUUAUCGGUAUCUGAGAUACACUCGUUGGCUCUUAUGACGCGUGUAUUGGGUUGCCUGCGGGCUAAUAAUGAAAGGGAUGUGCCUGCAGUCGAAUGGGAUUCUGCGGGAUUAAUGGAAAGCGUGGAAUUCUGGAUAGACCGCCGCAAGCUCCUAAGGGAAAGAGUGGUGACGCUGGGUCCGCGGGAAGCGGAGUGGAGGAGCAUGCCACCCUCGGAACGAGAUAGAUCAAGGGGUUUCGAAAGUAAGCUCGAGGAAAAGAUCAUCGAGCAGUUAGAGCUUGUACGAAUUGUGCUUGGCGAAGGAUUGGAAUGAGCACCGUAACAUUAGGAUAUAGGCAGGCGAUGAGAAUUGUCAGUACCAUAGCGUACGACGGCGUUUGAUCGAUUUCGAUAAUCCCGACCUUAUGAAUAAGGCUAAGCGCAAGAUGCUCCUAAUAUUGUAACAAUUUCAGAUCUUUUUGGUGCCUAGUACGCCGUCUACGGUCUCUUCAAGUAUCGAGUGUCUAUCUUCAACUAUCACUAGCAAGGGGAUCACGAUG
Hypoxylon trugodes is the source of this 5919-nucleotide messenger RNA. RefSeq names its product nucleoporin subcomplex protein binding to Pom34-domain-containing protein. Gene Ontology annotation, biological process: RNA export from nucleus; protein import into nucleus. NCBI's taxonomy places the organism in Eukaryota, Fungi, Ascomycota, Sordariomycetes, Xylariales, Hypoxylaceae. The transcript has 4 exons. Gene Ontology annotation, molecular function: structural constituent of nuclear pore. The coding region runs from base 186 to 5693 and encodes 1835 amino acids. Gene Ontology annotation, cellular component: nuclear pore inner ring. The record is from RefSeq and is a predicted model, not a curated record.